UUCCAUCGCGUCGGUGCAGUCGUCGUCCGCCAUCAUGAACUCGAAACCGAAUUUCCAGCGUCAGACCAGUCAAAAAUCGUACGCGAAAAAAUCACCAACCAUCUGGGACGAAUACCCGCCCCUGACUUCGUCGAAACGCGAAAGCUACGGCAGGAGGGCCUCGCAGUUCAUAGCAGGACACAUCAAAUCGUACAAAGUGUACCGGAAGAUCGCCAGGCUCAGCAGGAAAUGGUUCACGCACAUAUUCCUCUGCGUCGUCCUGCUGCUCUACACCGCAGGAGGGGCUAUAGCGUUCCUGACCGUCGAAGGACGCAACGAAUCCAAGUUGAUCAAGCAGGAGAUCCGUCUCGAGAUCAGGGAACUGCUCAGGCAGCUCAGGCUGAAGGCCCACGUCAUUCCUGCUAGGUAUUCGGCGGAGGAAUGGGUGGGGGAGGCUUCGAGGGUGAUCAUGAGGUUCGAGGAGAGGAUGACCGACGCGUACGACAAGCAUCCCCUAGUGGUGUCCAGUCCGAAUCAGGAGGUGUGGACCAUAUGGAAUUCGAUAGUUUACUGCGCGACCCUGUAUACGACAAUAGGUUACGGCCAUCUUUACCCUACCACGUUCACCGGUAGGGUGUUGACUAUCGCCUACUCCAUAAUUGGGAUACCGCUCUUCCUGAUCGUGCUGGCGGAUUUCGGUAAACUCUUCACCAAGGCGAUCAAAUGGGUUUGGUCGCGUUUGAGGCGACUUUGCCAGACUGGCGGCUGCCUACGAGCCAGAAAAACCGCCCAUAUCCAGGAAAUACUAAAAGGGGCGCAGAUGAUGUACCAAAUAGCGACGUUCCGGAGGAACUCGAAGGCCCCACUCGGUGAAGAACAAGAAGCCGAUGAGGAAAACCCCAAAGGUUUGGAGUUCCAAACUAGCGUCGAAGUCGACGAAAACUUCGACUUGCCCGUUACGCUGGCCCUGUUCAUCCUGGUCACUUACAUAUUCUGCGGGGCGAUCAUCUACAUGUACUGGGAGGAAUGGGACUUCUUUUCGUCUUUUUACUUCGUCUUCAUAUCGAUGUCGACGGUGGGGUUUGGGGACUACGUGCCUCAGCAGCCGAUCUGCAUGAUAGCCUCGAUCAUCUAUCUAUGUUUCGGCCUCGCGUUGAUGUCGAUGUGCAUCAACGUGGUGCAGGACAAGCUCAGCGACACGUUCCAGCACGCGUCCGCCAAGAUCAGCACCGGCUUGGGCAUAGACGAGACCCCGACUUCGGAAAAUGGCGGCGACGGAGACACUCCGAAGGUUCACACGGCGGUUAUCGUUGACGGAUAGGCGAGGCCGAGGUUGCCCGAACUGGCGACUGGUUGGUUCAAUUAUCCUGGAGCUAAGUUUCGACUGGCGCAGUCGUGGGGAUCGGCCGUGCGAGACGAGCAGCCAGACAAGCCGAGUUUAUGUUUAAUCUGUUGUGUCGUACUACGAGAGGCGAAUAACGGUGUUGACGAGAAUACAAUUGUUU
Messenger RNA from Cylas formicarius (sweet potato weevil), 1484 nucleotides. Its product is annotated as TWiK family of potassium channels protein 7-like. Gene Ontology annotation, biological process: stabilization of membrane potential; potassium ion transmembrane transport. The coding region runs from base 35 to 1300 and encodes 421 amino acids. Gene Ontology annotation, molecular function: potassium ion leak channel activity. Lineage: Eukaryota; Metazoa; Arthropoda; Insecta; Coleoptera; Brentidae. Gene Ontology annotation, cellular component: membrane. The transcript has 4 exons. The record is from RefSeq and is a predicted model, not a curated record.